Molecule: messenger RNA, 1758 nt
Organism: Knipowitschia caucasica
Lineage: Eukaryota; Metazoa; Chordata; Actinopteri; Gobiiformes; Gobiidae
Source: the annotation of a GenBank genome assembly
AUGGCGAGCGCGCACGGUCCGGCCUCUCUGGAAAGCCUGCUCAACCAGGCCACGGACCCUCAGAACCAGGAGGAGAGAUGGGAGAGCAUCCAAAGCUUCACCCAGACUCUCAAGCAGCAGUCGGACGGUCCACAGGUGGCAGUGCGUCUCCUGGCCCAUAAGAUCCAGUCCCCUCAGGAGCGAGAGGCCCUUCAGGCACUCACGGUGCUGGAGGCGUGCAUGAACGAGUGUGGGAAGAAAUUCCACAGUGAGGUGGCCAAGUUCCGGUUCCUCAACGAGCUCAUCAAGGUGCUCUCUCCGAAGUAUUUUGGUGCAUGGAGCCCGGAGAAGGUGAAGCAGCGUCUGGUUGAGGUGCUGUAUGGAUGGACCCUGUGGCUCCGGGACCAGCCCAAGAUCCAGGAGGCCUACGACAUGCUCAAGAAACAGGACAUAGUGAAGAAGGACCCUCAGCUGUCCUGUGCCUUGAUCAUGCCUCCUGCCCCUCAGAGAAGCUCCGCCUCCAUAUUUGAACAGGACGACACCACUAAGCUCCUGGACAGACUGUUAAAGAGCGGUCGUCCAGAGGAUCUGGAGACAGCAAACCGACUCAUCAAGAGCACCAUGCAGGCUGAGCAGGAGCGGGCCGCUCGUGUGCAGAGGAGGGAGGAGCUUCUGCAGGAGGUCCACAGCAGUAGCAGACAGCUCCAGGACGUGUUGGAGAGGCCUGCACGGGAGCAGAUCCAGAGAGGCCAGGACAUCCAGGACCUGUUUGAGCGUUGCGACCGGCUCCGCCCCACUCUCUUCCGAUUGGCCAGUGAGACGGCGGAGGACGAUGAGGCUCUUUCCCGGGUCCUGGAGGCUAAUGAUGAGCUAACACUAGCAGUAAACGCCUACAGAGCACACAUGAGCGCGCCGCGUAGUGAAAGACCCAAGGGGGAGACCCAGCAACCGAGCCCAGGCCAUCUGAGCCUAGGCCAUCUGAGCCUAGGCCAUCUGAGCCCAGGCCAUCUGAGCCCAGGCCACCCAAGCCCAGUGUCCAGCCCCAGAGAAGUCAAAGCGUACCAUCUCAUCGACCUCUCCGCUUUGGACCCCGAGCUGAGCAGCCCACCCCAGCCAUCAUUGCAGAAGGAGGGGCCAACGUGGUCAUCUGUGGAGGGGGAGGAGCCACAGAAGACAUCUUACCUGGAGGAGCUCAUCCAGUUGGAUGAAGAGGUUUUUAGUCCUGAAGACGAGCUCUGGGAAAAGGCCUCCAACGAGACUCACUCCUGGUUACAACCCUAUCUGGAGCUGCAGUCGGACAUGUUCUCAGAGAGCAGCACGUCCCCCAGGAGGACAGAGGAACCAUCUCUGCAGGACGUCUUUGUGCCAGUGCACUGCAUUCGGGCCAGUCAUCUGGAGCCCAUCCCGCUAUUGGACCAGGCCGGGGUACACGUGUCCCUGCACUUCUCCAGAGAUCCCCCACUGGGACGUCCCGGGGUGGCUGUGCUGGUCCUGUCCACCGUCAAUACCUCCGCGCUCCGGGUGAGAGGCUUCCGAUUCCAGGCGGCGGUCCCCAAGAGUAUGUGUGUGAAGCUGCAGCCUGCCUCUGGGUGUGAGCUGCCCCCAUACAGCCCGCUGCUGCCCCCUGCUGCCCUGUCCCAAGUGCUGCUGCUGGACAAUCCCCAAGAGCAUGCAGUGCGUCUGCGGUACAAGCUGAGCCUGACCCAUGGAGAGCAGCAGCUGGACGAGAGUGGAGAGAUCAGCACCUUCCCUCCCUGGAGCCGCAUGAUUGGUCAAUGA